Messenger RNA from Chelmon rostratus (copperband butterflyfish), 1034 nucleotides. RefSeq lists its product as uncharacterized. Gene Ontology annotation, biological process: immunoglobulin production; immune response. Bases 1 to 921 code for a protein of 306 amino acids. The record is from RefSeq and is a predicted model, not a curated record. Lineage: Eukaryota; Metazoa; Chordata; Actinopteri; Chaetodontiformes; Chaetodontidae. The transcript has 6 exons.
AUGAGCUCACUGGUUCUACUGCUGGCCACCCUGGGGCUCCUGGUUCAGGGUUCAUCAGGACAAAUCACCCUGACUCAGUCUCCUGAAUCUCAGUCUGUUGUUCCAGGACAGACUGUCUCCAUCAGAUGUAAAACCAGUUCAAGCGUUAGUGGCUGGCUGAGCUGGUACCUUCAGAAACCUGGAGAAGCUCCUAAACUCCUGAUUUAUGCAGCUUCAAGCCGUCAGUCUGGAGUUCCAGGUCGUUUCAGUGGAAGUGGAUCUGGGACUGACUACAGUCUGACCAUCAGUGGAGUUCAGGCUGAAGAUUCAGGAGUUUACGACUGUCAGCAGAGUAACAGCAGCCCGUUCACACACGUCUCUGAGAGAGGAGUCUGGGAGCCCUGGGUGGCCUCGCAGGUCACAGAGCCCACCUUCCCCCACUGGUCUGCAGGGAGCCUCAGGGACAGAGUCCAGUCUGAGGGGAAGCCCUUGUUGGCCAGACACAUGAGCGUGGCCUUCCCCUGCCGCAGCUCCUCACUGGAGGGGGGCAGCACCGUCAGGAAAAACAUGACUCUGAUCGGCGUCCUCAUCUGGACUCUCCUCUGCUGCUGCUUCACAGAGUCCAGAGGCCAGAUCACAGUGACUCAGCCUGGAGCAGUGAGGUCUGCUCUGGGAGAGUCCGUCACCAUCAACUGUAAGACCAGUCCAGGGGUUUAUGGUGGGAGCUAUUUACACUGGUACCAACAGAAAGAUGGAGAAACUCCUAAACUGCUCAUUUACUAUGCUAACAGCCGAGCAUCAGGGAUUCCAGAUCGUUUUACAGGCAGUGGAUCAAACACUGACUUCACUCUGACCAUCAGUGGAGUCCAGACUGAAGAUGCAGCAGUUUACUACUGUCAGAGUUUUCAUUAUAUCAACAGUCAGGUUGUGUUCACACAGUGAAAAAGAGUCGUACAAAAACCUCCCUCAGUCAGACUGAACAGAAACUGAACUGACUGCUGCAGCUGGAAGCUACAACAGAGACUGAUACACUUCACUGAGGACACACACACACA